CCAAUUAACCGUCGGAUUAGAAUCGACAUCGUCAAUACAGGCCAACACUAAACAUUUGGAUUCCAAUUCGGCAGUUCAAAGAGCGUUCUCAUGUAAGCAUUACUUCUGCUUUUGCGCUAAAGUCUGAUAUUUGCCUCAUAGUCUCUAUGUCCUAUCGCUCUUUUUCUUCUCCUCUCUCGUUUCUCUCUGCCGAAGGAAACGGAUAAAACGGAAACUCUGAAUCGUGGUUAUAUCCAACACAGUCGCCCUAUCCCUUCCCAUUACAGCUUCCAUCGCAAGUUUCCUGUUUCCCACCACUUGUUCUUUGUACGAUUCCUUUUUCAUGCGCUCCAUGCUUCGAUUAUCUGACACUCUUGGGGUUGAGGAGCCAUUGAAUAUGUUGCAGAUAAUACUUUGCGAGUGGGAAUACCUUAAUCAAGUGUUCGGCAGAGAGUCAUAGUAAUUGACAAACUUGUCAUGGAUGGAUUCACAAAUCUCCUUGCGAUGGUCUCCAGUAUGCAUGAAGAAGAGGGAAGAUACUCCUCAAUAAGGAUCAGAAAGGCGCAUCGUACUAUUUUCUAAAAUUCUGCCAAAAAACAUUAUUGCUAUUUUAGGCACUUACCGAAGAAUGGCAGCUGGUCAGCAGAAAAGGCGAUCGAAUGCUGGCAAUGUUGUGUGUUGUUAUUUGCAGGAGCAGUAUAGAGCAAGAAAGAGGAAGAAUCCGAAAUCAACACAGAAUCUAGUGGAGAUAGACUCUCACAUUGCUCUUAAGUUGGUUGAAAGUCAAGUGAAUCCUAUUGCCAGGAGGGAACAGAUUGGGAUAUCUUGGAGGGACUUGGAUCCUUUUAUUGAGUCUGCUCCUCAUCGCUACACACCCUUAGCAGAUGUUCUUUCUCUUCCUCAGGAAAUUUUUGAGUUAGAGAAUCUGACAAGGGUGCUUUCAUAUGAGGUUUGGGAGAUGAAUCUAUCCGAAACUGAGAGAAAUUUUCUGACUCAGUUUCUUCCUCAAGGGAUGGAUCAAGAGCAAGUUUUGCCUGCGUUGCUCAAGGGGGAAAACUUUCAUUUUGGAAAUCCUUUCCUUAAGUGGGGGGCUUCACUUUGUUCUGGCAAUCUUCACCCAGAUGCUGUUCUUCACCAGGAACAUUGUUUCAAGGCCAAUAAGAGGGCAUACUACCUGGAGUUACAGAAUUAUCAUGAUAAUAUUCUGGAGAAUCUGCUUAACUUGAAAGAGAGAUGGGCUAGCGGCAAGGAUCCUGCAAAGCAUAUUGUUCAGAAGACAUGGAAGAAAGGAUUCCUCGUGGACAGUCAGGGGAAUUCAUUAGCUGUUUCAGAGAGAACAAGGGCCAUAGCAAAUUCCAAGAAGGAACAAAAACCAAACAAAUUUCACAUUCGAUCUGGCGAUGGUGCCAAGUAUAUGUCUUAUUUCAAGAUUAGCAGGAAGCAGCAUCGACUUGUCAAGAGGAUGAAGCAAUCUGGCGAUGGAAUUCAGUCCAAGUCUCUUAAUCGUGUAUUGGGUGACAUUGAUAGUUUCCAUGUACAACCAUACAAAACAUUCGAGGAGGAAGAAAGGAAGAAGUUGCACGACUACUGGUUGGUGUUGGCAAAAAGAGAUCUCCCAGCAGCUUUCUUAGACUGGAAAGAGAGACAGUUAAAGCAGCAACAGUGGAGGUGUUCCUUGAAGCAAGAGAUAGUAGAAAAGAAAAAAAAAUCACUGGAAGAGGAAGAAGAGAGGGAUUAUUGUGAUGACAUGGUUGCCAGACAAAGAGGAAAUGGAGAAACAGAAAAUGAACCUAGCAUGGAUAUGCAGAGCUCAGAAGAUGAUGAUGAGUCUGUUCUUCUAUCAGCACACUAUCAGCCUCUGAACCGAAUCCCUUCACUUGAUGGUCACCAUGAUCCCAUGGAGACACAUUCUGAAGAGGGCAGUCAAGAAAUCUUGAAACCUGACGGUGCCCCUCCAAAUAUGUCAGAGUUUUUAGGAAACAUGAAUCCUACAGAAGGUGCCGUUUUGCAUGAAGUUGAGGAGUCUUCUUCUAAAGAUGUAUGGCCAGUCAUUGGCACUCCAGAUUUGCACUGCCAUUCUAAUUCUGUAAGCCAAGGAUAUCCAUUUGUCAGUGAGUUGUCACUCCAACAACCAAAGCCUAUGGAAGAACAGGCAACUGGCUUGAUUGAUUUAGAAUCUGACAUGGCUGAGCAAGAUGCCAAGGAAGCAUUGCAGCAUGGACCAUCCAAUUUUGUGGGGCCAGCUUUGCAUAUGAGCAAUGGUGGGUCAUUCAUUGGUUCUUACACCAACGAAGAUUGCAAUGGGCUGCUUCAACCAAUUUUCAAGGGCCAGGGAUUCUUGCCAUCUUACUCUCAUGAGCACAAACAACAACCAAUGUUACAGUUUUUGGCAACAAAUAAUGCAGCACUGGAAACUGGUCAUCUUCCUAGGCAUUUCCAGGAGCAGCAGCAGCAGUUGUUGGAUCAGAGGGAGAUGAGAGAGAAAGAGCUCUACAUGCGGCAGGUCAUCCAGAAGAGCAUGUAUUCAGGUGGGAAUAGAUACCCUGUUCCAGGCCGAGAACUCUUCUCACUGGUCGAACAGCAGGGUUGGGCCGCUGAUUCUGCACACAUAUCAACCCCCAUCCAGUCUCACAUGGCUGUUGAGGGAUUGUUGGAACAGAACUUGUUUCAGGAUGAGCAUCGGGCUUAUGGUGGCUGGUCUGCUCUGGAUGUUUCUAGCUCCUCAGGACGGUGCCUGGGAAAUGGAAGCGGUGCAGAUGAAAGCCUAUUCAGUGUGCUUUCCCAGUCCAACAAAUUGCAGCCCCAUUCUUACAGUCAGGUGAGACUCACAGAACAGUAUACUCCUGGAAGGGCCUUUAUGGGUGGGGGAAUGAUAGGAAACAGUGAUGUAUUCCCUCAAAUGGCCCACCAACUUAAUUACUUUAGUCGUGAAGCAACUGCUACUGCUAUCCGGAAAGUAAAUAAUAUGCCGUGGAUGAAUACACAGCAUCAGGGUGCUGGUAUACAUGAUUCAAUCGGGAAAUCGUCAUUUUUGAGCAACUGGGAUCAAUAGGGAGGAUCCUGUGUAGCCAUGGAUUCAAGUUGCCAGUACAUGAAUGUGGUUCAAGGCAACAUAGGCAUGUUGAUAUACAAUGCAGUGUUUCAGGGCAAGCAAUGGAGAGGAUCUUUUGUAUCCCGACAUUCCAGUUACAGUGCAUCAAUGUGGUUUAAGGUAUGAUAGGCAAGAUAAACAAUGACCCUUUUUCUUGUUGAAAUAGUGUAAAGCAAGUUGAACAAUGACGCAGAGUCCGUGAGGUGAAGCAGUCUGUAGCCCCAGUAAUUGAUCAUUCUUUGGGGUAAGGGUGAAGUAAAGAGAGUUAGAAAGUCUGGAAGCUGAAGAUGCAAAGCAUGGACGGCAAGGUUCUGUACAAAUUUAUACAAUUAGUCGGCCCAACUCCGGAUAUUUAUUUUGAGGGUGGGAUUGGGAAUUGGGGUAAAAUUAUGUCCAUGAUGAAGGAAUAAUGGAGAACUCAAUUCUGUUGGAAAUAAGCAGCUUAUACUUGUGCAA
Messenger RNA from Macadamia integrifolia, 3526 nucleotides. RefSeq lists its product as uncharacterized. Lineage: Eukaryota; Viridiplantae; Streptophyta; Magnoliopsida; Proteales; Proteaceae. Bases 608 to 3031 code for a protein of 807 amino acids. The record is from RefSeq and is a predicted model, not a curated record. Gene Ontology annotation, cellular component: Ino80 complex. The transcript is spliced from 10 exons.